Linum tenue is the source of this 1595-nucleotide messenger RNA. NCBI's taxonomy places the organism in Eukaryota, Viridiplantae, Streptophyta, Magnoliopsida, Malpighiales, Linaceae. The record is from the annotation of a GenBank genome assembly.
GAGGCAUCGGUUCUUCUUUGGCGCGUCUCGCAGCUGACGAUCGCAAUUCGCACUUCCCAGCAACUUAGCUUCACUUCGCUCUACGCUUGGAAUCGGGCUUCUAUCUGAAAACCUCACCGGAAGACCGCCUGCUGACGGCUUCACUGUCAGAGUUCCGUACCAACAAUGACGAAAGAUCCCAGUUCUUCGAUCGUCCGUCUCAACAUCGGAGGGAAGAAAUUUUCCACUACCGUUGACACUCUGACGAAUCGAGAGCCGCAGUCGAUGCUUGCAGCAAUGUUCAGUGGUCGACAUACUCUGUGUCAGGAUUCUGAUUCGGUAUGGGUUUCUACUUUCACCAGCCUCAUGAUGGGCUCGAAUACGAACUCGACGAAACCAUAUCAUCAGCAUCUUCAUUGCUACCUGCGUGCUCUGCAGCGAGAGUCCAAAAUCAGAAGUCGAUGGUGUUGCAUUCCACAGGGACAGAUCUUUGUUGACAGGGAUGGGAAGCAUUUUAGGCAUGUUCUGAAUUGGCUGAGGGAUGGAGUAGUCCCCACUCUAUCAGAUGCGGAAUAUUCGGAGCUUAUGCGAGAGGCUGAAUACUAUCAGCUACUUGGGCUUAUAGAUGGAAUCAAUUCUGCUCUGAAUAAGAAGAAGGAAGCUGAUGAUCUAGAUACUGAAUUGACACGAACAGAUAUCAUCAAGUGUAUACAGUCUGAGAGGGUCCGGUUUAGAGGGCUUAAUCUUUCUGGCCUAGACCUCUCCAAAUUGGAUCUAUCGUUCGUUGACUUCAGCUUUGCUUGUCUCAAGAAUGUCUUCUUUUCACGUGCUAAUCUUCAGUGUGCUAAAUUCAAGGAUGUGGAUGCUGAGGGUUCCAUAUUUCAUAAUGCUACUUUGCGGGAAUGUGAAUUUACUGGUGCAAAUCUACGUGGCGCUGUAUUAGCCGGGGCUAAUCUUCAGAGUGCAAAUCUACAAGAUGCUUGUUUAAUAGAUUGCAGUUUCUGUGGGGCAGAUCUACGCACAGCUCACUUACAGACUGCUGACUUUACCAAUGCCAACUUGGAGGGGGCAAACCUAGAAGGAGCCAAUCUGAAGGGUGCAAAACUGAUCAACGCUAAUUUAAAGGGUGCAAACCUGCAACGUGCUUAUUUGCGACAAGUCAACUUUCAGAACACGCAUCUGGAAGGUGCGAGGCUUGAUGGUGCCAAUUUGCAUGGGGUGAUUCGAUGAUGUCGAAGCUAAAUGACAAAAUGGAUCAUCGACAAAGGUCUGACCUUUGUAAUUGUACCCCUUCCAGUUAUGAAAUAACAAGGUUGGUGGUGGGGAUGGAUUGGUGAAUUUAGCUGGGUUGAAGCUGGUGGAGAAUCAUGUUAAUAUAAAGCUUCACAUUUUUAUGUAAGUUGUGAAACUAAUACAGUAAUGGUUCUCAUCUGUCUCCUAACUAGUUUCUACUUCCGAGUUCAUUCGUGCAGAAUGUUUUGUUCUAUCUAAUUCACUUCAUUGACAUCUAGCAUUGGUUGGAGACUUGAGCUUCACGAUUUUUUCCUUACAGGACAGUCAAUUGUUUCGUUCAGACUAUAUAGAGGCAGCGGGUAUGAUGUUAAUCUUGUGCACUC